AUGGAGACCGCACAGAGUUUCACAGCUCGCCGGCCCGCCGCAUCCAAUUUACCAAACUUCCAGCUACCCCCUCCAGAACCCCUUGGAAUGCACCAUCACAAAUAUCAAAAACAAUCUAACAACUAUUUUCAUGGAACUUCAAACAGUUCUUCACAACCAGUUCCCGCCAUCGCGAAUAACAUAUUAACGCCUCCAGCCGGUAUUUCACAUGACGGUCUAAGUCCGCUCGCAUCUAGCGUCAAUAGUGGUAGUUCUGGUAGUUCGGCCGCCGGCAUACCUCCAUACCAAUCUUCGACUUUCUGGCCAACUCCCCAGUCUGGAAACAAUUUCACGUUUAGCUCUGCGCCGCCGAUGAAUGUGCCUUAUGCUCAGCAACAGAAUUAUAUGAGUAGAUCUUUAUAUUCGCCCACUAUGAAUAACUAUCCCAGCCCACGAAAUCUCAAUUCUCCCACUUCCUCAGAAGGUCUCCCACCACCUUCAUAUGAAAGCCUCCCUCCAUUCACCACCCCAAUCCCGAUGUCUGGUGCAGAUGGACAACAAAAUCUCCCCACGCUCGCACCCCACAAUUCUCAGCAGCAACAGCAGCAACAAAUGAACAACCACAACCUCAUGAGCCUUCAACAAUCUUCCUCUCAAGGACCACAGCAAGGAAACGUACAAGCCCCAGACAAUUACGUCGGGCGAGGUCCCCCAACUCCAAAUUACUACCCCCCAUCUUCCACCCCUCAACAGUCGUCUUUUCCCGCCUACGCUCAACAUUCACCUACGCAACAAUCCCCCAAUACCUCCUCCGGCCCCUCCAACCGAAUUUCCCCUAUCCAGACCCACCACACGCAUUCCUCCAUGGGUGCACCCCAAGGUUACCCCUCCCGCCCCUCCUACCCACAUUACAACCUCCCCACCUUAACCGCACCCAUCAUGUCCAACGUCCAUCAGCCUGGCAGUCAAAUGGCUCUCCUCGGUGGGUUGAAUAUGUCCUAUUCCCAACAAAUGCCCGGACCAAUGUACGGCGCACAUCAUCCUCAACAAAUGCCCCAAAACGAUCGACCAUUCAAAUGCGAUGAGUGUCCUCAAGCUUUCAGUCGUAACCACGAUUUGAAACGCCACAAGCGUAUUCAUUUACCCGAGAAACCUUUCCCAUGCGGUCAUUGCCCUAAGACUUUUUCCAGAAAGGAUGCGUUGAAGAGACACAUACUCGUCAAAAACUGCGGGCCAAAGUCCAUAAAAAGCGCCACGCAUCCUAAUGGAGAUUCCCAAUCCUCUGUUGACAAAUCGGAAAUUUUGAGCGAUUCUACCAACGACGGUAGCCCGGAGGUGUCAAAGAAGGAAUUGUCAUUGUGA
Molecule: messenger RNA, 1341 nt
Organism: Sclerotinia borealis F-4128
Lineage: Eukaryota; Fungi; Ascomycota; Leotiomycetes; Helotiales; Sclerotiniaceae
Source: the annotation of a GenBank genome assembly